CGCAUCAUCGCAUGUUCCGGUUCCACACUCCACAGAAUUUAAUCAUACAAUUAUUGCUAUUUUAACUUCAUGGCUUCACUCUGGAAUUCACUUUUAGAUUUUGGAUCAAUAUGUCAGUGUAUGGCUUCUACUGUGUGUAAUUUUGUUGGCUGCCAGCUGGACAUGUUAUACUUGGGCUGGGUGACAUCUCUGCUCUACCCAGCAAUUCUAACUAUCUUCAUCCUGCCAUUCUUCAUUCUCUUCUUCUUGUAUUUUAGCUCCCUAAUUCUCUACAUCUACACAUACCGGUGGCGCCAAGUGAAGGAAGUUCUACAGGAAGGACUGCAUGACCCCUGGGCUGGUGGACGAUACCUCAUUUCUGUGCUAUGGGACGCUCAUGGCUACAUAUGGCAUGGAUAUGAAGUGCAAGGCAUUGAAAACGUCCCAGUAGACAGAGGUGCACUAAUAGUUUACUACCAUGGUGCCAUCCCUGUCGAUAUCUAUUACUUUGUUGCUCGCUUCAUCACCAGCACUGGCAGACAUGUUCACUGCGUCGGCGACCGCUUCCUUCAGAAGAUUCCAGGCUGGCACUCCAUACUGGAAGCCUUCCGGAUCUCGCCGAGCUCGGUGUCUGACUGCGUGCGCAUCGUGCGCGCCGGCCACUUGCUGGCCAUCAGUCCUGGCGGCGUGAGGGAGGCGCAGUUUUCCGACCACAGCUACCCGCUCCUCUGGGGCUGCAGGAAAGGCUUCGCUAAAGUCGCCAUCGAAGCAAAUUGCCCCAUCAUCCCGAUGUUCACCCGCAACGUGCGCGAGGCGUUCCGUGUGAUGAAUUUCCCAAGCGCUCUCUUCAGCGCCCUCUACAGGCGCUUCAAGCUCCCCUUCGCCCCCAUCUACGGGGGCUUUCCUGUCAAGAUGGUAAGCUACCUCGGCCCGUGCGUGUACCCACUGCCUGACGAGAGCGACGAGCAGCUGGCGCAGCGCGUGGAGCGCGCCGUGCGCAGCCUCAUCGUGCAGCACCAGCGCCUACCCGGCAACAUCCUCGCCGCGCUCCUGGACCGCAUCCACCCCAGCCUAGCACGCUCCCUGCUUGGUGCUGGGACUCCUCCCCCUCACAUAGCUGAGGCGCCUCCCACUCACUCCGCCGAGGCUCCUCCCUCUCAUACCGCCGAGGCUCCUCCCUUUCAUACCGCCGAGGCUCCCACUCAUACCGCCGAGGCUCCCACUCAUACCGCCGAGGCUCCUCCCUCUCAUACCGCCGAGGCUCCUCACUCUCAUACCGCCGAGGCUCCUCCCUCUCAUACCGCCGAGGCUCCUCCCACUCAUACCGCCGAGGCUCCUCCCACUCAUACCGCCGAGGCUCCUCCCACUCAUACCGCCGAGGCUCCUCCUUCUCGCACCGCCCACGAACAUAAAAGUAAACCUGGCCACAAGGAUGAGGUUGUGGAAAAUGCUAAUAAGGCUGAUGAAUAUGCUAGACUUGGAGGCGAUGUUGGCUCUGAUUCGACUCUCGAUGCUGCCACUGAUGACGAUGAUGUUAGUGAUGUUGAUAGUAAUCAUGAAACGGCCAUCGAGCGUGAAAUUAUUUCCAGUGAAACGUAUCAAACUGAAAAGAAUACCGCUGAUAAAUCAUCAAACUUACUACAUCUGUCUAGAAAACAAAGUGAGAAAGAAAAAAUUACUGGUGAGUCUGAGCUGAUAACUGCAAUAAGCAGCGGUGUUCCUGAGAGUAGCGAUGACGCUGCUCGCUCAUAUUCCAGGCAAUCAAACCCACAGCGAUCACCCCUUAUCGCAGCAAUCGGCGACGUUCCAGAGGAAGAAUUUCAGAAUAAAUCAAAUAAUCCCCAAUCACAAGACGGAAUUAGAAGAAGAAAGAACAAACGAACCCCGAACCCAAGUGUUGUUCUAGGACAUCGUACUGAUGAACCUCAACAAGCUACAGGUACUAGUGAACCAAUUGCAGAAGAGAGUCAAGGCAAUAGUGAGGAACAAGUUCAACGUUUUCCACCUCAUGAAACUCUGGGGUGUGACCUGCGACAAAAAACCAGUUGCGAAACAUCUGAUAGUGAAAUUGAUAGAUUAGUCUUCGAGAAGGAAGCACCAAGCGAAACUUAUUACACAGAACAAAAAUCGAGUACUGGUGCUGCGCCUGGAGGAAGCUGGGGAAACGAAGCCAGUGAAGCUCCAAGAUAUGGUGGUGAAGCUAUUGACUUUCCAUGUUCAGAAGUGUCGACUUCUAAUCUUCAUGAUAAAAAAAUGUCCACUGUAUUGCUUGGAACGCAGUCUGUAUCGUCUGAAGCCUCCACGGUUUGCGACGACCUUGAAGGUGCGACUAAUUUUGAAAAAGCUGAAAUAUCUUCUCCCACGCCUACAUGCUCUUCCCCUGAACUGUUAUCAUCCAAAGAAACUCCGCGUCCCACUGAGCAUCUCGAGGCCGCGCGACACGACGAUCAUUUUAGUCUCAGUGCUGACGAAGUUGUAGAUCAAAAACCUGCCCAGAAGGCCGCCGAAGAUUUAAGUUUCUCUGAGAACGGCAAAGCGUCUCUGGCAGCAGAGGUGCAGCUCGGCACGGCAGCCAGCAGCGACAGCGACAGCAGCAGCGGCAGCAGCUUCGAGAUCGUUGACUCUAACAAGCCAAAGUUAUGAGUGCAGGAUUGUGAUUUUAAUGUUGAUUAAUCCAGUGAUUUGGUAACAAAUCCCAUUUCAAGUGAUAUAGCAGAUUUUAUUGUUUUGCUUACAAUGAUUUGAUAUCAAAGUCAACAUGAACUUAUUGUUUCAUUGAAUAAUUUUUAUUUUGAAAGCUUUCGCUGUGAUAUAGAUGUCUAACUUAUGAAUUGCUUGCCGGAAAAUCAAUUUAUUAAGCCUGCGGUUCAUUAUUUAAACGAUCAAAUAUUUGUUGGAGUUUAAUGUCAGUAAUGUCAGCCUGGUCAGUAUUAGCUUUUACUUGUCUAGAUUGGCUUUCUCUGUCAUAACAGGAAGUGUAUGCAAAAAUUACUAGAAUCUGAAACCCCCAAGUCGUGAUAUUGUUGGGUGGCUAAACGUUGCGAGGCUGGAAAUUUCUACUGCCUGACUCUGAAAACACGAUGCAGGAUCAGGAAAUGCGACAUGUUAGUAAAUCCGAAUUGUGAUCAAUUACUUUAUCUGAUCAAUUACUUUAUUUUCGUGAUCUCAGGCUGUAUCUAUUUGAUAAACUCUUGUGUAAAAUUUAUCCAAGUGAAGAACAACAUUGUCCUCAAAAUGUGCUAACAAAGUUAGGCUCGCAAUGCACUGCUCUCGCAGAGAUUCAUGCCUUGUGCUGGAGUUUGCCUUCGUUCAAGGCUUAAUGUGCACGAGGACAUCGGCCGUCGCUAAUUAGAAUCUAUUCCUGAUCUGCAUGUUGCCUCUGAGUAUCACAAAGUGUAAUAAGCAGAGCACAUCGUUAAGUACGUAGUCCAUGGUGGUAUUUCUUAUACUUAUCCUCUGCAAUCAACUCUCACAACGCAUUUCAAGAAAUAUUUAUUGUGUUCCUAAUCCAGACUUUAUUUGUGCAGACAUUUGUGAUGAACUUCAAGCGUUAAGCUAUGCUCCACCUCGUGUCUAAUUCGCAGCUUGCGACGUCAGCGUCCAAUCGUCUUAUUAUAUUCAUUUGUUUCUAAGACCAACAAUUUUGACGUUGUAAUUAGAAAUGAUCUUGAAGUUUUAAUUUAUAUGUUUCUUCACAAAUUUAAAUUAAUAAUCUGCAUGUAUCUAGGAAUGCUGUUAUCUUUUUCUGGCUUGGUAAUUUCAAAAUAUUCCAACACAAGAAAUUGUUAGAUCUGCUUUAAUUUUGUAUCUCAUUCUGUUGCUGAUCGUGUCUCGUUCUGUCAGGAAUGUCGCAAGCAGUAAUUUCUUGACCGUGACGAUGACUUUUAGCGUGGACGAAAUUGCACGUGAUUUCUUUUAAUAGAUGAAUGAAAUGACGCUUAGGAGUUAUUUUGCAGUGAUGGAGGCGUGUCGUGUGUUGAUAUCGAUGACCUGCUUGUUCAAUGUGCCCGUUUGAGCGGAAAUAGUGAACAAAACAUAAUCCUUGGCCUCGCCCUGAUUCAGACGGUGAGCUUUAACACUUUUGAUUGGGGCCUUACUUGGUAAAACCCAAACGAGAGGUUUUUGGAUUCGCGUCUCUAAUUUUACUAUGUAACGGAUCGGGCAACAACGCCCAGAAAAUUUUACUCUGAAACGCGGCAGCUGUUUUUUUUUUAAUUUGUUGCAAUGGCCGCUGAUCAUCACCGACUGCUCUGAAACUUUGCACGCCACUUGGGGACGUCUGCGUGCACAUGAAAGAACGUUUGAGCCAAAUCCGUAAAUUUUUUUCAGUAAUUAUAACUGAAAAUCCUUGAAAGUUUGGGUUUUGCCUUCUACCUAUUGAACUACUUGGUCUAGUACUCCAAAUUUCUGUUUUUAAGAUAAUUGGACCAUGGGCUACAGGUUCGUCACGAGUAAUUUUCAUGGUAAAACCGAUAUUUAAAAACUAAAAAAUGUAUUAUGUAAAAAGUUCCAUAACUAGUGAAGGACUCAAAAAAUUGUAUCAGGCAUGACGAAAGAAAAUAAUCCCUGGGGUCUCAUGCUUUCACAAGCGAAAUUUCUCUAAUCGAAACAUACGUAGGUUAUUUAGAAUAAAAGCAAAUAAAUCCAAAAUAUCUCCUAGUUCCUAUAUAAAAUAGUGAUCGAGUUGAGCAUUUUGAGAUGAAUUGGUGCACAUUCUUUCCACGGGUAAAGGCAUCGGGAGUUCACAUGUCUGUUUAUCAAAUUGUGUGACUACUACAUUUUACACGCUAUAGAAGAAACGAGAUUGACUCAACAUUAGGUCAGAAUGAGUAGGGUUUCCAGGACGCCAAGGUUUUUGAGCCUCAUGUAUUCCCAGUGAGAAUCCUGAUGGCAGAAGUACAACGGUGACUUGAGAUCGCCUAUGGAUGUAUUAUUGUUUUCGAUUAAAAUGAAUAUGUCAA
Hyalella azteca is the source of this 4940-nucleotide messenger RNA. RefSeq lists its product as uncharacterized. NCBI's taxonomy places the organism in Eukaryota, Metazoa, Arthropoda, Malacostraca, Amphipoda, Hyalellidae. Gene Ontology annotation, cellular component: membrane. The transcript has 7 exons. Gene Ontology annotation, molecular function: acyltransferase activity. The record is from RefSeq and is a predicted model, not a curated record. The coding region runs from base 70 to 2622 and encodes 850 amino acids.